Vanrija pseudolonga is the source of this 2584-nucleotide messenger RNA. RefSeq names its product ATP-dependent RNA helicase DBP4 (gene DBP4). Gene Ontology annotation, molecular function: nucleic acid binding; ATP binding; RNA helicase activity. Gene Ontology annotation, biological process: rRNA processing. Lineage: Eukaryota; Fungi; Basidiomycota; Tremellomycetes; Trichosporonales; Trichosporonaceae. The record is from RefSeq and is a predicted model, not a curated record. Gene Ontology annotation, cellular component: nucleus. The coding region runs from base 32 to 2545 and encodes 837 amino acids. The transcript is spliced from 4 exons.
CUACAACUGCACAUCAUACCCCACACGCACCAUGGCUUUCCAGGAGGGACAGCCCUCGUCGUCUAAAGGCGCGGGAAGGCCCAAGGGCAAGGGAAAGGGCCCGCAGAAGCCUCUCGUCAAGAAGAACGACGCCAAGAGGUCGCGCAACAACCAGGAGCUCGCCGACCUCCAGAAGCGCAUCAAGGAAUAUGAGCCGCCAGCAGAGCUCACACUCUUCUCCCAACUCCCCCUCUCGAGCCGCACGCUGCGAGGCCUGAAACACAGCCACUUCCUCAACCCGACCGCGAUCCAGGCUCAGUCGAUCCCCGAGUCGCUGCGCGGACGCGACCUCCUCGGCUCGGCACGUACAGGAUCAGGGAAGACGCUCGCGUUCCUCAUCCCUCUCCUGGAACGACUGUACCUCCAGCGCUGGGGCCCGAUGGACGGCCUCGGCGCCGUCGUCAUCUCGCCGACGCGUGAGCUCGCCGUGCAGACGUUCAACGCCCUCAGGGAUAUCGGCCGCUUCCACACCUUUUCGGCUGGUCUUGUCAUCGGCGGCAAGCCGCUCAAAGAGGAGCGCGACCGUCUCUCGCGCAUGAACAUCCUCAUUGCGACGCCCGGUCGCCUGCUCCAGCACCUCGACAGCACUGUUGGUUUCGAAAGUGCUGGCGUCAAGCUGCUUGUCCUUGACGAGGCGGAUCGCCUCCUCGACAUGGGUUUCCUCCCCGCGCUCCGCGCCAUCAUCCAGCACUUCUCGCCAUCGGAGACCGCCCGCGCCGACCGCCAGACUCUCCUCUUCUCCGCUACUCAGUCCAAGGACCUCGCCGCCCUCGCCAAGCUCUCGCUCCACGACCCACUGUACAUCAACACCAACAAGCCGGGAGAGGAGGGCGUUAUGCCCGCCAACCUCGAGCAGUACUACUCGGUCGUGCCUCUUGAGCGCAAGCUCGACGCGCUGUGGGGCUUCAUUAAGAGCCAUCUCAAGAUGAAGGGCGUCGUGUUCGUCACUUCCGGCAAACAGGUCCGCUUCAUCUUUGAGACCUUCCGCCGCCUGCACCCCGGUCUUCCUCUCAUGCACCUCCAUGGCAAGCAGAAGCAGCCGACCCGCAUGGCCAUCUUCGAGAAGUUCUCGUCCUCCAACUCGGCCCUGCUCAUCUGUACCGACAUUGCCGCACGAGGUCUCGACUUCCCCGCUGUCGACUGGGUCGUCCAGCUCGACUGCCCCGACGACGUCGACUCGUACAUCCACCGUGUGGGCCGUACCGCCCGCUACCAGAGUGAGGGUAAGGGCUUGUGCUUCCUCCUCCCGAGCGAGGAGGAGGGUAUGAAGGCCCGCUGGGCUGAGAAGGGCAUCGACGUCAAGAUGAUCAAGAUCAAGGAGAGCAAGAUGGGCAAGCUCGACCAGCAGAUGCAGAGCUUCUGCUUCAAGGAGCCUGAAAUCAAGUACCUUGGACAGAGGGCCUUCAUCUCCUACAUGCGCUCGGUUCACAUCCAGAAGGACAAGAGCAUCUUCAAGCUGUCCGAACUACCAGCCGAGAAGUACGCCGCCAGCAUGGGUCUUCCUGGUGCUCCUCAGAUCAAGCUCCUCGACCAGGGCAAGAAGGUCAAGGAGCGCGGUGGUCCCAAGAAGGACGACGAUGAGGAGGGCCCGACGGUUGUUCACCAGAAGCUCGCCCCAUUGAGUGACGAAGAGGAUGAGGAUGAUGACGAUGAGGAUGAUGAUGACGAGGAGUCGGAGGACGAGGAGAGCGACGAGGACGACGACGAGGCCGCGUCUGGCUCUGGCUCCGACUCCGAGUCUGAAGACCUCCCCGUUCGCUCUGCACCCCAAGUCCGAACAAAGUACGACCGCAUGUUCGAGCGCAAGAACCAGGACAUUCUCACGGAUCACUACUCGAAGGUUGUGGCGCACGACGACGACCUGCUGGCUGCCGGAGCGGACGACGACGACGAUGUGUUCACACUGGCCCGUCGUGACCACGACAUUGACGACGACGAGGCCGCCGACCUCGGCAUCAGCGAAGCCUUGGCCGACCCUUCCAAGGCCAAGCCGCUCAUCACUUCAGACGACCUGUCAAAGCGCAAGCUGAAAGCCGCGGCCACGCGAACCGGCCAGCUCAAGAACCGACCUGCACCCACCAAGGUCGUGUUCGGCGAGGACGGCGAGGCGCGGGAUAUCUACGAGAAGGGUAUCGAGGCCGAGCAGGCCGCGGCUGCGACGCGUGAUGGCUACCUGGCGGAGGAGCGCGAGCGGAUGGCUGCUGCCGACAUUGUCGACCGAGAGGUGGCAAGGGAGAAGCGCCGCGAGAAGAAGAGGAAACGCAAGGAGCGCGAGCGCGAGCUCGAGGGCGCGUACUCGGACGACGAGGGUGGCGCUGUCGCGUUCAUUGGCGGCGCCAGUGGCGACGAGGAGCCGUACGAGGGCUACACCGGCUACACGGGAGAGGGCAUUGGCUCUGAAUCCCCCGAGCCUGAGCCUACGCGCCCUGCGAAGAAGAAGCGCGACGCGGCUCCUGCCCUCGAGGAUGAGGAGGAGUUGGCGCUCCGGUUGUUGCGUGGCGAGUAGACUUGUGUCAGGGGUACUGUGAUGCAUCAUGUAAACGGA